AUGGUCGCCAUACCUACUCUCUCUCUCCUAUUGGUCCUGGCAGAGUGGGCAGGUCUGGUGGACGCCUCCCCCAACCUCCUGCUCCGGUCCAGCCCGCGGGAGCGUGAUGCAGGGGCCAUGAUGAACUUAAACAUCGCCGUGAUCCACGCCGGUGCUACGGUGCAGGCUGAGGCGGCGGUGGCGGGGCCUGGGGGAAGGGUGUUCUACCCCGGCUUUGGCCGGGUAUACAGCUCCCUGGGGGAGAGUGUGAUCACCCAGUGGGGCUCUGCUAACGUCAUCUGGCUACAGGUGAAUGACAGUAGUCCUAAAACGGUGCUGUCCCAGCUGUGUGAGCUGCUGGCGGCGCGGCCCCUGCAGGGUCUGGUUUAUGAAGAGGAGAGGCCCCCUCGCACUGCCUGGGGUCCUUUGGCCCCCAUGCUGGAGUUUGUCUCUGCACAAACAGGACUGCCCAUAGUGGCUGUAGGAGGGGGAGCGGGGCUGGGGAGGAUGCCACAGGAAUCAGGUUCCAUCUUUCUCCAGUUCAGCUCCUCUACUGCCCUCCAACUGGAGGUCAUCUUUGAGGUGCUGGAGGAGUACGAUUGGACAUCCUUUUCCGUGGUGUCCACGCGUCACCAUGGCUAUCAGGAUUUUCUGUCGGUGGUGGAGGGCCUGACCGACGGCUCGUUCAUCGGCUGGGAGAAGAAGAGUGUGGUGAUCCUGAACGUGACCGACGACCCUGGGGGGGCACGCGCGCGCAGGCUGCUAAAGGAGAACGAGGCGCAGGUGCGUUUGCUGUACUGCUCCCAGGAGGAGGCUGAGCUGGUCUUCCGAGCUGCCUGGGCCGCCGGUCAGGCCGGAGCCUCGCACAUGUGGUUUGCUGUGGGGCCAGCUCUUUCAGGUUUAAACUCGGAGAGCUUGCCCCGGGCUCUGUUUGCCGUGCGGCCCCAGGGCUGGAGGGACGAACCUAGCCGGAGGAUUGCUCUGGGUGUGACUGUGCUGACUCAUGGGGCAGUUGCAAUGCGCAAGGAUUAUGGAACCACGGGUGUGCCAAACUUUGUCACCAACUGCAUGACGGACGCCAAUCAGACCCAGAGACUGCGGGGCAGGAUGAGGUAUUUUGGCAACAUCACACUUGGUCGUCGAGACUAUUCCUUCAAUACCGAUGGUUACUUGUCCAACCCCUUCCUGGAUGUAAUUUCCUGGACACCUGGAAGUGGAUGGGAAGAUGUAGGCUGGUGGGAGAAUGGCGUGCUGAGGCUUCGGUACCCAGCCUGGUCCCGCUAUGGGCCAUUCCUUAAACCACCUGAUGAUGCCCAGCACCUGCGCGUUGUCACGCUGGAGGAAAGGCCAUUUGUCAUUGUGGAGCUGGCAGACGCCGCAUCCGGGACCUGCAUCCGUGACUCAGUGCCCUGCAGACGACCCCUUAAUGCCAGUGCCAUUCAUGAGGGCGUGGCUCCCAUGAAGCAGUGCUGCAAGGGCUUCUGCAUCGACAUCCUCAAGAGAUUGGCCAAGAUUGUCGGCUUCACCUAUGACCUUUAUUUAGUGACCAAUGGGAAACAUGGGAAGAAAAUUGAUGGGGUUUGGAACGGCAUGAUUGGAGAGGUGGUAUACAAGCGAGCCGACAUGGCGAUUGGCUCGCUGACUAUCAAUGAGGAGAGGUCAGAGGUCGUGGAUUUCUCCGUCCCUUUUGUGGAGACGGGGAUCAGUGUCAUGGUCUCCCGUAGCAACGGAACCGUCUCACCAUCCGCUUUCUUAGAGCCCUAUAGUCCAGCGGUGUGGGUGAUGAUGUUCGUCAUGUGCCUGACCGUAGUGGCUGUGACCGUUUUCAUCUUUGAGUUCUUCAGCCCUGUGGGCUACAACCGCAGUCUCCAAAAUGGCAAGAAGGCUGGAGGCUCUACUUUCACUAUAGGAAAGUCUGUAUGGCUUUUGUGGGCUAUUGUCUUCAACAACUCCGUGCCAGUGGAGAACCCCAGAGGAACCACCAGCAAGAUCAUGGUGCUGAUCUGGGCCUUCUUUGCUGUCAUCUUUCUGGCCUCCUACACUGCUAACCUGGCUGCCUUUAUGAUCCAGGAGGAGUACAUUGACACAGUGUCAGGCCUCUCGGACAAGAAGUUUCAGCAUCCCGAGGAGCAGUACCCACCUCUGAAGUUUGGCACGGUGCCCAACGGGAGCACAGAAAAAAACAUCCGCUCCAACUACCCAGACAUGCACCAGUACAUGGGCAAAUACAACCAGAGAGGAGUGGAGGACGCCAUAAAUAACCUCAAGACUGGGAAACUGGAUGCUUUUAUUUAUGAUGCUGCAGUAUUGAACUAUAUGGCCAGGAAGGACGAAGGUUGUAAGGUGAUGACCAUAGGCUCGGGGAAGGUUUUUGCCACCACAGGCUACGGUAUCGCCCUGCACAAAAAUUCACGCUGGAAACGUCCUCUUGACCUGGCCCUACUGCAGCUGGUGGGAGAUGAUGAGAUUGAGAUGUUGGAGCGCCUCUGGCUGUCAGGUAUCUGCCAUAAUGACAAAAUUGAGGUGAUGAGCAGUAAACUGGAUAUUGACAACAUGGCCGGGGUCUUCUACAUGUUGCUGGUGGCUAUGGGCCUCAGUCUGCUGGUGUUUGCCUGGGAACACUUGGUCUACUGGAAGCUGCGCCACUGCAUGGCCACCAGUUCUGGCAAAUUGGACUUUCUCCUGGCAAUCAGCAGGGGCAUGUAUAGCUGCUGUAGCUUUGAGGAUGAAACAGCAGCAGCUAAAUCUUUGCCAACUCAUCACCACACUUCAAUGGUUACAGUCCCGUCCCAGCCACAUGUUGUCUCAACGUCUAUGACCAAUCCAGUUAUUGCCAUGGCGCAACAGCAGCAACCACCGCAACAGCAGCAACCGCAGCCCAACUACAAAACACCUCUACCGGGCUCUCCUCCCACCGUGGUGCAUUCUGGGACAGCACUGGGUCCCUCCAACCCCCCCAUUGCUGGUGCACCCCUCCCUUGCUCCACCUUCCUGCCCCGGCCAGACCGCAGACUGGCAGUGGUGGAUCGCUGGAGGCUGCCCAAAACUGCUACAGCCACCAACCCAAUGGCUGUAAGGGGGGCCAUCACUGACAUGGGACCCUUUGCUCAGAAGGUCCCACCAAACUGGGCUUCCACUGAUGGAGGGGGAGGGGGAAUUGAUGGCUAUAAGAGAUACUAUGGUCCCAUUGACCCUGAGGGACUGGGGCCCUGCAUGGAGCAGCAGGCAGGGUCCCAGACCCCCAAGACUAUGCCCAGGGGGGCCGUUAAACCUCUGGGCACUCCUCGAUUGCCUUCUAAGAGUCAGGCCCCUCUGCCUCCUACACCCCCGCUGCCACAUCCCUCUCCCCCUCUCUCCUCAUCCUUCUGGAGGAAGCGUAGGCCCAAGAAGCCCAAAGAGCCUGGAGGGCCACUGUAUGAGAACAUUCUACCCCUGGGGCGGAGGGGAGGAGCACGAGAUGGAGUGAGGGAGGGAGGAGGGAGGAGGGCACGCCCCCUCUCUCCCCCGCUCUCACUUCCUGUGCCAGUACCCCUCAGCCCCUCUUACACCCCUCCUUCGCCCUCUGCAUCUUUGCACUAUACAUCCUCCUCGUCUUCGUCGACCACCUCAUCCACAUCCACGUCCUCAUCUGCCUCAUCUUCUCGCUCCACCUCUCCCACCUACUCUUACAGCUCCUCUAGGAGCACACGGGAUAGGACUGGAGGAAUAGAUGGAGAGGAUGAUGAUGAUGACGAGGAGCUGACAGAAGAGUCAAGCCUCCUCCUUGGCAGGGGGAGGGAGAGGGAACGCUCAAUCAUCCGGCCUCGUUCCCUUAGCCACGGGCGCCUGCCACCACCCAUACCCCCCAGGAAACCACGCACCUCCUGGGGUGACAGAGAAAGAGAACGAGAGAGGGAGCGAGGAGGAAGCCAACUGUCUCAGCUCCAAGAGUGGUGGGCAAGCUGGAGUGAGAGAGAGAGGAGUGGAGCGGGUGGAGAUGCUGAGAGGCAAAAAAGGGAAAAGAAGCGGAGAAAAGAGAAGGAGAAAGAGAAGAAGAAGAAGAAAAAGAACAAAAAGAGGAAAAAGAGAGAAGAAAGGGAAAGAGAGCGAGAGAGAGAAAGGAAGCGUCGAAAGGUGAAAAAGAAGAAGAAAAAGGAUAUCGGAGCUCAUUUGGGGAGAAGGGACGGGAUUCAUGGGAAGGAGAGAGGGAGAGAGGUAGGAGAGAAGGAGGAGAUGAGGGCAAUGACAGGGAACAGGAGGACAGCAGCAGAAACAGGGAGAGGCAUCCCAAAUCCUCACGCGCUCAUUCCAGACAUCGUAUCCCCACGGAGAAGAAGUGGAGGGAUGGACAGAGAUGACAGUGCGAGAGUUGGAGAGCGCCGACCUUUGUUAUUGCAUUAUGAAAAAGAGAAAGCACAGACCAGAGAAGGGAUUUCCUUCCCUGAGUGGGAUUCUGAGGAUGACGAGGGUGAUGAUGAUGAGGAAGAGGAGAGGGACAGAGUGAGGGAGCGGGUGGGAAAGAGGGGAAGGAGAGCAGGUAGGGGGGCAGUGUCUGAGUCGGAGAGGGACAGGGCCAGGGCAGAGGACAGUUAUUCAGAUGAGGGCUCGUCAGGGGAGUUUGGCCGUUUUGAAAGAUACUGGGAAGGAGGUGCAGGGGGAAGCAGCACUGGAAUAGGGGGCAUAGGCGGAGGAGGCUGGUUCUUUGGCACCUACCCCUCCAGAGAGAAAGGGGGCAGUAUCAACAGUCGGGAUGAUUCCUUACUAGGAACUCGGGCAGAGGGAUGGAUUGGUGCUGAUUUCUGGGGUUCAGGGCCAGGAGUAGGUUGGGGCUCAGGGGGAGGGAGUGGAGGGCUCGGCUCACAGUGGCCGCCACCCCCCGCAGCCUUCCCUCCACCUAGGAGGUACUGGUCUAUGGACAAGAUCCCCGUGAAGGGAGAGAAAAAGUGGAAGAGUGGAGGAGGGAAGAGCAAGGGGCGAGCUAGGGACAGAGGGGAAGAAGCAGGGCGGGUCACCAUGUGUUCCUGUAGCCUUUACCCCCAACCACAUCCUUACCCACAUCCCCACAGCCGCUCGCACACCUCCCACUUCAAGAGAGGAGCCACGGCGCUUUCCCAUAGCCAGGAAGAGCUUCUCCCCCACUGCCACAGCUUCAGCGGGGGUUCUCGCCCGAAGCCUCUGCCCCCUAAACCAGAUCCCAGUCAGCCCAAAUCAGGCAGCCAAUCUAACCUCAGCCUCAGCACACAACCCACAGACCAUCCACCUCAGCCCUCACCGUCGCCACCCCAGCAGCAGUCCAUGUCUCCCACCUCCCUCCCGAUGCCCAUCCCGCCUCCACCCUCAUCCUCCGUCUCACCACCAGCAGGCAUAGGGAUGGUAGGCCAAGGCCAGGCUCAGGCUUCGGCCAGUGCCAAACUCCAGUAUCAGAGACUGCGCUCGGUGCCACAGCCACGGAGGUUCUACUCCCCCCAUCUGCCACUCAAAGCCAAGAGUCUGUGCUCACGCCGAGGGUCGGCCCACUUCUCCAGUCUGGAGAGUGAGGUAUGA
Messenger RNA from Perca flavescens (yellow perch), 5502 nucleotides. It is a transcript of the gene grin2db, whose product is annotated as glutamate receptor, ionotropic, N-methyl D-aspartate 2D, b. Bases 1 to 5502 code for a protein of 1833 amino acids. NCBI's taxonomy places the organism in Eukaryota, Metazoa, Chordata, Actinopteri, Perciformes, Percidae. The transcript has 18 exons. Gene Ontology annotation, cellular component: membrane. Gene Ontology annotation, molecular function: signaling receptor activity; ligand-gated monoatomic ion channel activity. The record is from RefSeq and is a predicted model, not a curated record. Gene Ontology annotation, biological process: monoatomic ion transport.